This is a messenger RNA of Psylliodes chrysocephalus, 1676 nucleotides long. NCBI's taxonomy places the organism in Eukaryota, Metazoa, Arthropoda, Insecta, Coleoptera, Chrysomelidae. The record is from the annotation of a GenBank genome assembly.
AAAAAACACUUAUUUUAGAAUAAAUCAUUUCUAAAAUAAUAUGAAUUUUUUAUUGCAGUUUUUCGUACUAGUAGUUUUAGGACGAGCUAGUUAUGGUGUACCACCACCACGACAUCCGCCACACCAUCCACCAGUACAUCCCCCAGUUCACAAACACCCACCUCCACCACCACCACCACUACCUCCAAUAGAAGAUCACGAUAUAUUUCCACAAUCUUUCUCGUUUGGAGUAUCAUCUGGAGCAUAUCUUCAUGAAGGAGCUUGGCUUCAAGAUGGUAAAGGUGAGAACGUCUGGGACCGUUUCACACACACUAAUCCAUCGGCCAUAUUGGAUGGAUCCAACGCAGACGAAUCAGCUGAUAGUUACAACCAUAUCGAAGAAGAUGUUGAAAUUUUGAACAAUCUUACAGUUAGGCAUUACAAAUUUUCACUAUCUUGGUCCAGACUCAUACCCCAAGGGCAUGGAGAAAUUAACAAAGCCGCCGUGUGCCAUUACCAGAGACUUCUACAACUCCUAAAAGAAAACCAAAUCGAACCAAUUGUGGACCUCUUCAACGGAGAUCUGCCUCAAGCCCUGGAAGACAAAGGAGGUCUCCUCUGCGAUCAAUUCCCUCUUUGGUACGUAGAAUACGUCAGGGUUGCUUUCGAGAUAUUCGGACCUAGUGUUAAAUAUUGGCUGACGUUCAAUGGUCCCGCAGAGAUAUGCAACUUAGGUUACGGUGAUGGUACUUUUGCUCCUGGUGUCAGCGACAAUCCUGGAGUCAAUGAUUACAUUUGCGGACAUAAUGUACUAAAGGCUCAUGCUGAAGCGUAUCACUUGUAUGAUGAUGUUUACAGAGCUACGCAAAAAGGUAAAAUAGCGAUGUCUCUGCAUUCACCUUGGUUUGAGCCUGCUUCUGACUGUCAAUCUGAUAAAGAUGCAUCUGAACAAAAAUUACAAUUCCAGAUCGGUUGGUUUGCCCAUCCCAUCUACAUCGGGGACUAUCCUCAAGCAAUGAUAGACAGAAUUGGUCAACUGUCUGAACAACAAGGUCUAUGCGAUUCAAGGCUACCUAGAUUUACCAGAAAAGAAAUCCAAUGGAUUAAGGACACCCAUGAUUUCUACGCUCUCUGCUAUUUCCGUACAGUUACAGUCAAAGCUGUAUGCGAUGACAGUUGUUUAUCACCAUCUUUCUCCGCCGAUUCUGGUGCAGAGAUUACGGGCCCAAUUGUGGGUGACGACACAUGGGGAAUUAAAAACAUAAUUCUUUGGGUCAAAAACCAGUAUCUGAAUCCUUCCAUAUUCAUCAUUAACAAUGGUUAUAUAGCAACCGAUCGUACAUUGGAAGAUUACGAUAGAAUUGAGUUUAUUAAGAGCACAUUAACACAUAUAAGAUCAGCAAUGAUAAAUCAUGAUGCAAGAGUAUAUGGGUACACAUAUCACUCAUACAUUGAUGGAUUUGAAUGGCAAUUUGGAUACACAUUGAAAUUAGGAUUAUACGACGUAGAAUUUGAUUGUUCUACUAAAACAAGGACUGCUAGAAGAUCUGCAGCAUAUUAUCAGAAUGUCUGUAAAUUUGGAUGUAUAGAUGAGAAUUGCCCACCUCCACAUCAUCAUCAUCAAUAUUAUUUGGAUCAUUAAAAUUGUUGUGAUUUUUAUUAAAUAUUAUUUAAAAUAAAUUGAGACCACCUACAAA